This is a messenger RNA of Closterium sp. NIES-65, 411 nucleotides long. NCBI's taxonomy places the organism in Eukaryota, Viridiplantae, Streptophyta, Zygnematophyceae, Desmidiales, Closteriaceae. The record is from the annotation of a GenBank genome assembly.
AUGCGAUUCACAGACUUCAAAAAGGAGGUGGAGAAGGAGAUGACAAUUCCGGUCGACAGGCAGCGGUUCUGGGUGUGGGGCAAGAGGCGGAGCGAUAUGGAUCGCCCAAGCCAGCGACUCAGUGCGGAGGAGGAGGUUAUGACGGUGGGAACGUUGAAGGGGAACACCCCAGACCUCCGCCUGUUUCUGGAAGACACUCUCCCUCCCACCCCUGACUUGCCCGAGAGGGCCAAGGAUGACAUUCUUCUCUUCGUCAAGCUUUACGAUCCGUCGCACGACACCAUUAGCCCACUUGGUCACUUUCUUCAUCUCUCCCUCUCCCUCCCCCCUUCCCAUCUCCCACCCCCCUGUUCCCAUCUCCCCAUCUUCCCCUCUCCCCCUCUCUCAACCUUCCCUCAUCUGUACCCUUGA